AUGACUCGCCCGUCCGAGACUGCUCCGCUGCUCGGCUCCUAUGAGCCAAAGCCCAGCGAUCACGAGGAUCGAUUUCGAGAUCGCCCUAUCCACCUCAACGAGUUCAAGCGGAACGUCCGCAUCUAUAAGGCAUUCCUCGGAGUGCUGCUGCCGCUCUACCUUUCGCUCGAGGUGCUGCAUCUGGUCAGCCAUCAUGGCCUGGGAGACACUUAUGAGAGUAUGGAUGUGAUUGGCAGUGGCGUAACCGUUGUUCUCACUUCUAUCCUGCUGGCUUUUUACAUCCUCACCGUCUUUCGACGCAUCCACAUUCCUCGGUCAUGCAGCUUCCUCACCGACAUCCUCGAUCUCAAGCUGCACUCCACCUUUGUCAUCUCAGCCUUCUUUGGCGCCCUCUCCUGCCUCCUCCUUACCAUCUCGCCCAGCAUCUACUAUGCCUUUUCGCACUAUACGCUGCGCCAGCCCGGAGCGGAACUCGGCGGGAUGUCAACGCGCAGGUCGGUCAAGCUGGGUGUUCUGCUGGCGACCUUGCUAUCGGCUGGCCUCGUGCGUCGAGGCCCGCUGGUGCGCUAUGACCAAGCCAAGUUGGCGACUGGAUUCGGUAUCUCAGCUACCGAUGAGGAGGUGGUCCAGGGAUCCAACGUGAUUGACUGGGAGGGAAGCUCGAUGUUGAAGCUGAUCACGCUCUUGGAUCAACUACAAAACAGCGAUAUUCCCCAUCUCGGCGAGGCUGUCCGCAUGGCCGGCGUGAACCCCACUCUCUUUGCCGACACUGCGCUGAAGCUCGGCGAGAAGCGUACAGUCACCGGAUGGCAGGUGUUGAAGAUGGCUUGGUGGCCGAGGAGAUGGAUCUUGAUCAUUUGCAUCUUUCUCGAGGCGUUCGGCAUGUUGUUUAGCUUUCUCCAGAUCUUUGCCAUGUUCGAGUUGAUCAAGACUUUCAACCAACCUUUCGGCGACAACACCUACGCUUACCUCCUCUGCGGCUGUCUCUUUGUCGGCCAGGUCAUGGAGACGAUGCUCUCGGCUAUGGUCUGUGCAAUUGAAAAGUACGAAAUGAAUGAGCCUAUCCGCAUGUACCUGUGCUCUUUGAUCUUACGCACCGCCGACGUCAAGGCGAUGGACGCUCAGCACCUAUCGGACGAAGAUCGGGAGAAGAACAAGGGCAGAAGCCAGAUUCUCAAUCUCCUCAUGAUCGACUCGGAAAAGAUCAGCACCAUGGCGUCUAGGUUCUGGAGCAUAUCGAAUGCGGCUAUCUCUUUGAUUAUUGGCGGGAUUUUCCUAUACACUAUGCUUGGCGUCAGCGCUCUAGCCGGAAUCGCCUGCAUCCCAGCAACGGCGCCGAUCGCUUACUGGAACGCGAAGAAGAUCUAUGAAUGCGACAAGGUGUGGCUGCGCACCCGAGACGCCAGAACCUCAGCCACCAAAGAGUUUCUCACCAGCAUUAAGCCCAUCAAGCUGAACGCGUGGGAGCCGUACUUCCAGCGGAGGAUCCAGCUACUCAGGCGGACGGAGAUCAUAUGGCAAAGGUGGCGCUUUACCCUCGGAACCAUCUUCAACAUCAUCGCCGACCAAGCUCCGGUCCUUUCGGUUGCGGUCAUCUUUAUCGUCCAUACCAAGAUCAUGGGGCGGACCCUCGAUCCGGCGACUGGCUUUGUCACUUUCAACAUAUUCAACCGAGUCAAGGACGCACUCAGCUCUAUCCCCGACACCAUCCAAAGCGCUCUCCAGAUCCGAGUCUCGCUCAACCGCCUCGUCGUGUUUUGGAACGAGCCCGAGAUCGAUCUCAGCUCGGAUGACGAGGCAGACGAGCCAAGAUUCGACAAGGCUACAAUUACCUGGCCAUCGGCAGAGGGCGACACUCCGGCCUUCCGACUUCAAGACGUGACCAUGACCUUACCGAAGAACGGCUUUACGCUCAUUUGCGGCUCGCUUGGAUCAGGAAAAUCUCUCUUUCUCCGCGCACUUCUCGGCGAAGCAGUGAUCGAGUCUGGACGCGUCUUUGCGCCUCGCAGCAAACCGGACACCAUCCCCAUCACCACUUCCGACCGCUCGUGGACCACUGAUACCUGGCUCCAGGAUACAGUUGCUUACGCCCCGCAGCAAGCGUAUAUCCGGCACGGGACAAUCCGGGACAACAUCCUCCUCGGCCAGCCGAUGUGGCGGGCGAGGUACAAUGAGGUCUUGGCGCAGUGCUCUUUGUUGUCGGAUCUGGACGUGCUGGAUGAGGGGGACAUGACGGAGGUCGGAGAGGGAGGGGUCACACUGAGCGGAGGACAGAAGGCUCGCUUAAAUCUCGCUCGGUGUAUCUACUCUCGAGCAAAGACGGUCCUUCUUGACGAUAUUCUCUCGGCGGUCGAUGCGCAUACGGCUCAGCACAUCCUGGCGGAAUGCUUCCAAGGCUCGCUCGUCCGAGACCGCACGGUCAUCCUCGUCACCCAUCAUGUCCGGCUCUGUCUCCCCGCUGCAGACUUUGUCGUCACUCUCGACCAGGGGCGAGUACAGCAGGCAUGCGCAGCUGUCGAAGUUGUGCUUGAUGACCACUCGGAGCCGACCAGCCCCAUCGCUCAGCGUGCCGCCCUUCCUGCGCUGAAAGAAAGGGAAGACCGGACCUCACGCAACGUCUACACCAAGGAAGUCCGCGCGAUCGGCCGAGUCGCGUCCAAUCACUACCUACUCCUCCUCACCGCCGCGGGCGGCAUCGGCUAUUGGUCCUUUAUGCUCGCCCUGACACUCGGCGCGCGCGGAGCUGAGGUCGUCCGCCAGUCCCUCCUCGCCGACUGGACCGCUCAGAUGGACAACACCCACGUCGACCACUAUAUCAAGCUUUACAUCGCGUACAGUCUGGUCUCGAACACCUUUGGCGGUACGCGAUGGAUAUGGCUAUAUGGAGUGGGGAAUGUAGGGAUGUACAAUCGGGGGUGUCGGCUCAUACAUGAUCUGUUCUUGGACAGGCUUUGCAAGGCGCCACUGCAGUUCUUUGAGAGCACGCCAACGGGUCGACUGUUGAAUGUGGUGGGGCAGGAUAUCUGGAAGAUUGACUCUGGGUCUGGAGACGAUGUUGGCCGUCUGCUCUUCCAGGCGACGACGUCCAUCACCUCCAGCAUGAUCUUGUGCUAUUACCAGCCGCGUCUCCUCGUCAUUCUUCUGAUCCUCGCCGUCCCAUUCUUCUUCGCCAACAGCAUAUUGCGGAAGCUCAGAGCAGAUGUCCGUCGAGCAUGCCUCGUCGCUUAUUCGCCUUUGAUCUCCCUGUUCAACGAUACUAUCGACGGAGUGGUCAUGGUCAGAGCAUUUGGUCUCGGCGCAGUCAUGAAUGAAGCUCUCAUCACUCUGACGAACCAAGAGAAGAAGUGUUGGGUCGCGGACUGGCACACCUUCCAAUGGGCCAGGAUUGUCAUGCAGUCCAUGACCGCUGUCGUCAUCACCGCUACCGGUGUCCUCCUCGUCCAGACCGACAUCUCCGCCUCCAAAGCAGGCUUCAUCCUGUCUUUUGCGCUGAUGGUGUCUUCUGGUCUAUUUGACCUUCUGGAACGAGCGACCAAUACCGAGCAGACCUUUGUCAGCGCUGAGCGGCUCAAUACAUAUAUCGAAGUGCAAACCCAGGAGCCUCAAGGAGGGGUUGUACCUCGCGCAUCCUGGCCGGAGAAGGGCGAUAUUACCAUCCGGGACCUGCGUGUCAAGUACGCUGAGGACCUGCCGGAGGUACUCCAUGGUGUUUCGGUGGAUAUACGAGCGGGCGAAAGGGUUGGAUUGGUUGGCGCUACGGGGUCUGGAAAGUCUACUUUGGCGCUGAGUCUGUUCAGAGGUAAUAUGCAGAGUGGCGGGUCGAUCGAGAUUGAUGGGGAGGAUAUCUCGGACAUUGCUCUGUCAGAGCUCAGAGGAAGACUCAACAUGGUGGUGCAAGAUAGCAACCUCUGUUCGGGAACCUUGAGGGACGCGCUGGACAUCACCGGCUCAAAGAGUGACCAAGCGAUCUUUGAUGCGCUCCGACGAGUCCACCUCAUCUCACCGAGCACUGGAGACGAAUCCAACCCGUUCACCAAUCUCGACACAUUUGUCGCUGUUGAAGGAGCCAACUUCAGUCAGGGACAGAAGCAGCUGCUUUGUCUUGCUCGAGCUUUGCUGAAGGACGCGAGGAUUCUGGUCAUGGAUGAGGCUACCUCAUCGGUGGACUUUGAGAUGGACGCCAAGAUCACCUCGACGAUCAAGGAGUGCUUUGCCGGGAUGACCAUGUUGGUCAUCGCUCAUCGCCUGGCCACCAUCAUGCACUUCGAUAAGGUCAUUGUACUCAGCGCGGGCAGAAUUGUCGAGGAAGGGCGACCGGUGGACCUGAUCGCUGAUACGUCUUCGGCGUUCUACGGCCUGUGUAUGGCGCAAGGCAAAGAGGAGUUUGACAAUCUUGCUGCGAUGGCCAAGGCGUAA
This is a messenger RNA of Dioszegia hungarica, 4416 nucleotides long. Its product is annotated as P-loop containing nucleoside triphosphate hydrolase protein. Gene Ontology annotation, cellular component: fungal-type vacuole membrane; fungal-type vacuole. The record is from RefSeq and is a predicted model, not a curated record. The coding region runs from base 1 to 4416 and encodes 1471 amino acids. Lineage: Eukaryota; Fungi; Basidiomycota; Tremellomycetes; Tremellales; Bulleribasidiaceae. Gene Ontology annotation, molecular function: ATP hydrolysis activity; ATP binding; ABC-type peptide transporter activity. Gene Ontology annotation, biological process: transmembrane transport. The transcript has 26 exons.